Prionailurus viverrinus (fishing cat) is the source of this 2081-nucleotide messenger RNA. RefSeq names its product dual specificity phosphatase 10 (gene DUSP10). The record is from RefSeq and is a predicted model, not a curated record. Gene Ontology annotation, molecular function: protein tyrosine/threonine phosphatase activity; MAP kinase tyrosine/serine/threonine phosphatase activity. Gene Ontology annotation, biological process: protein dephosphorylation; negative regulation of JUN kinase activity. The transcript has 4 exons. NCBI's taxonomy places the organism in Eukaryota, Metazoa, Chordata, Mammalia, Carnivora, Felidae. Gene Ontology annotation, cellular component: cytosol; cytoplasm. The coding region runs from base 335 to 1768 and encodes 477 amino acids.
AACCCUCCUUAAAGAGACGAGGCCACGCCCCCGACUCCUCCCCCCAGGCUGCCCAUUGGCCACGGGCCUCUGUGAGGCCGCGGUCAGCUUUCUCCGGAUCCCUAUUGGCCCAACGUGCCGUCGGUCGGCAGCCGGCCCGCCCCCCCAGAACCUUACAUUUACAGUGUAGCAAAAGAGAAAGUAACUAUGUUGCUGCUGGAGAUCAAUGAAGCCAAGUGAAUGGGGGCUGAAUGGGCGAAUCCAUAGCUGAAGCGGAGCGCCAGAUGGUGGAGGGCUACGCUUAUUUAUGAAACUGUCUUGAGUUCUUCUUGAAUUGCCAGUUUUCAGCCUCCUCAUGCCUCCGUCUCCUUUAGACGACAGGUUAGUGGUGGCAUUGUCUAGGCCCGUCCGACCUCAGGACCUCAACCUUUGUUUAGACUCAGGCUACCUUGGCCCUGCCGCCCCCGGCAGUAGCAGCCGCCCUCCGGUCAUUGCCACCACCGUCGUGUCCCUCAAGGCUGCGAAUCUGACGUAUAUGCCCUCAUCCAGCGGCUCUGCCCGCUCCCUGAAUUGUGGAUGCAGCAGUGCCAGCUGCUGCACUGUGGCAACCUACGACAAGGACAGUCAGGCCCCGACCCAGGCCGUCGCCGCUGCCAUCGGAACCUCUACCGCCUGCCCUGCCAGCCAGAUGGUCAACAGCAAUGAGAACGCAGGCCCUUUAAGUUCAUCAGGUGGGGUGGGAAGCCCUGUGUCAGGGACCCCCAAGCAGCUAGCCAGCAUCAAAAUAAUCUACCCCAAUGACCUGGCGAAGAAGAUGGCCAAAGGCAGCAAGAGCCACCUGCCGAGCCAGGGCCCCGUCAUCAUUGACUGCAGGCCCUUCAUGGAGUACAACAAGAGUCACAUCCAAGGAGCUGUCCACAUUAACUGUGCCGACAAGAUCAGCCGGCGGCGACUGCAACAGGGCAAGAUCACUGUCUUAGACUUGAUUUCCUGUAGGGAAGGCAAGGACUCUUUCAAGAGGAUCUUUUCCAAAGAAAUUAUAGUUUAUGAUGAGAAUACCAAUGAGCCGAGCCGAGUGAUGCCCUCCCAGCCUCUUCACAUAGUCCUCGAGUCCCUGAAGAGAGAAGGCAAAGAGCCUCUGGUGUUGAAAGGUGGACUUAGCAGUUUUAAGCAGAACCAUGAAAACCUCUGUGACAACUCCCUCCAGCUCCAGGAGUGCCGGGAGGUGGGGGGCGGCGCGUCUGCAGCGUCCAGCGUGCUACCUCAGUCUCUCCCCACCACCCCUGACAUCGAGAACUCGGAGCUGACGCCCAUCCUGCCUUUCCUGUUCCUCGGCAACGAGCAGGACGCUCAGGACCUGGACACGAUGCAGCGGCUGAACAUAGGCUACGUCAUCAACGUCACCACUCACCUGCCCCUCUACCACUACGAGAAAGGCCUGUUCAACUACAAGCGGCUGCCGGCCACCGACAGCAAUAAGCAGAACCUGCGGCAGUACUUCGAAGAGGCCUUCGAGUUCAUUGAGGAAGCUCACCAGUGUGGGAAGGGGCUUCUCAUCCAUUGCCAGGCGGGGGUGUCCCGGUCUGCCACCAUCGUCAUCGCGUACUUGAUGAAGCACACUCGGAUGACCAUGACUGACGCUUAUAAGUUUGUCAAAGGCAAACGGCCAAUUAUUUCCCCAAACCUUAACUUCAUGGGGCAGUUACUGGAGUUUGAGGAAGACCUGAACAAUGGUGUAACACCACGGAUCCUUACGCCAAAGCUGAUGGGUGUGGAAACGGUGGUGUGACAGAGGCCUGGAUGGAAAAGAUUACUGUUCUCCACUAGGAGACGAAGAGAAAGGAGGUUGGAUUCUGUCUUUUUCUCUUUUUCUUUCUUUCUUUCUCAUUUUUUUUUUUUUAGAUGGGGGUAACGUUUGUGAAUGGAAACAAAACUUGUUUAAAAACUCUUUAUUUUUAACAAGUGUGAGAAGAAUUUAACUUUUGAUGCCCAUUGAGAUUUACUUCCCGUGAACUGACGAAGCAGGGAGGCUAAAGGAGUAAUUUUUUUAAGCCAACAAUAAAAAUAUAAUAAAAGCUGUUUCUUCCCCCUUUUCCUUUUAA